AUGAUUUUGGCUUCUCCUAAGUUGGAACCUCGAGCAUGUUGGAAAUUCACCGCUGAGGUGCUCAUUUUGCAUCAUCCUACCACCAUCUGGACCGGUUAUCAGGCGAUGGUUCACGCUGGGCCAAUCCGACAGACUGCCACUAUCAUUGAAAUUAAAGGAUGUGAUCGCUUGCGUACCGGUGACAAAGAUGAGGUCCGCUUUCAAUUUAUCAAGCAGCCCGAAUAUCUGAAGAAGGGCAUGAGACUCGUGUUUCGUGAGGGCAAGACAAAGGCAGUCGGUUAG
Molecule: messenger RNA, 282 nt
Organism: Protopolystoma xenopodis
Lineage: Eukaryota; Metazoa; Platyhelminthes; Monogenea; Polystomatidea; Polystomatidae
Source: the annotation of a GenBank genome assembly